AUGGCUGGAGGUGCUGUUGCCGAUGUCGGCUUCACCCCGGCUGGCCCUGUGGCCCGCCCUGCGAGCGUGAAGCAGUCGCUCCCUGCGAUCCUCGUCGCUGCCGCCUCCGCCUUUGGCGGUGUGCUGUUCGGUUACGACACUGGUACCAUCUCCGGUCUGAUCGUGAUGCCGAACUUCCAGGAGACUUUCGGCAAGCCUGUCCCGGGCAGCACUACUGGCGCCUACGCCUUGACCACCAACGACGAGUCGCUCGUUGUGUCGAUCCUUUCGGCUGGUACCUUUGUGGGUGCCUUGGCCGGUGCGCCCAUCUCGGAUAUCCUUGGUCGACGAUGGGGUAUGCAGGUCGCUCUGCUUGUUUUCACCAUCGGCGUGGUGAUGCAGAUGGCCACCACGGACCUUGGUGUCUUCAUCGGCGGUCGUGUCGUUGCAGGUCUCGGUGUGGGUAUCCUGUCGACCAUUGUGCCCAUGUACCAGUCCGAGACGGCCCCUCGCUGGAUCCGCGGUGCGGUGGUUUCCGGUUACCAGUGGGCCAUUACUAUUGGUCUGCUUUGCGCCUCGCUCGCCAACAACGGUACGCAGAGCCGCAAUGAUUCCGGCGCGUGGCGCAUCCCCGUCGGUAUCCAGCUUGCCUUUGCCAUUCUUCUUUGCGGUUUCUUCCUGAUUCUUCCUGAAUCGCCUCGUUGGCUCGUCAAGAAGGGCAACCACGAGCAGGCUUCCAAGUCGCUCGCUCGCCUCAACUCGACCGAUGUUGACGACCCCAUCGUCCGCUCCGAGCUGUCGGUCAUCCAGACCAACCUGGACCUCGAGCUCACUCACUCCACCGGUUCCUACCUCGACUGCUUCAAGAACAACGACCGAAAGUACCUUCUUCGCGCCAUGACCGGCAUCUUCAUCCAGGCUUUCCAGCAACUCACUGGUAUCAACUUCAUCUUCUACUACGGCACCAAGUUCUUCAAGUCGGCGCUUCCCGGCACCAACCCCUUCAUCUUCUCGGUCAUCUCCAACGUCGUCAACGUCGUGACGACCGUCCCGGGCAUGUACAUGAUGGAGCGCCUCGGCCGCCGUAAGCUGCUGAUCUUCGGCGCCGUCUGGAUGUGCGUCUGCGAGCUGAUCGUGGCCGUCGUCGGUACCGCCGUGCCCGUCAAGAACCUGGCCGGAGGCAAGACCGCCGUCGCCUUUGUCUGCAUCUACAUUGCCGGUUUCGCCUCGACCUGGGGCCCUGCCGCCUGGGUUGUCUGCGGAGAGAUCUUCCCCCUUGCCAUCCGUGCCAAGGCGCUGUCGCUCUGCACCGCCUCCAACUGGCUCUGGAACUUUGGUAUCGGCUAUGCCACCCCUUACCUCGUCGAUGUCGGACCUGGCAAGGCCGGUCUCGGUCCCAAGGUGUUCUUCAUCUGGACCGGUACGUGUGCCUGCUGCGCCGUCUUUGCCUACCUGUUCAUCUACGAGACCCGUCUGCUGUCGCUCGAGGAGGUCGACGAGAUGUACGCCCAGACCACCGCCAUCAAGUCGCCCGCCGCCAACGCCGAGAUCCGCGCUCGUCGCUCGGACCUCGAGGGUGCUGUCGCCCCCGUCAAGGAGGACGAGCUCGCCACCCACGACGAGAAGAAGUACUAA
Moesziomyces aphidis is the source of this 1614-nucleotide messenger RNA. NCBI's taxonomy places the organism in Eukaryota, Fungi, Basidiomycota, Ustilaginomycetes, Ustilaginales, Ustilaginaceae. The record is from the annotation of a GenBank genome assembly.